Messenger RNA from Plenodomus lingam JN3, 1647 nucleotides. RefSeq lists its product as uncharacterized. The record is from RefSeq and is a predicted model, not a curated record. NCBI's taxonomy places the organism in Eukaryota, Fungi, Ascomycota, Dothideomycetes, Pleosporales, Leptosphaeriaceae.
AUGAAACUGGCUUGGACCAUUCGGCGCUCGCUCGUAGUGGCAACAGCCUUUGCCUCGAUCGUACGAGCAGUGGACACUCUAGUUGAUGUUGGCUAUGCUCAGUAUCGUGGUGCCGUCGUCGACCCAGCACUUGAAGUUUCGGCCUGGAAAGGCAUUCAGUAUGGCAAACCUCCUGUUGGAAACCUGAGAUUUGCGGCACCCCAGGAUCCUGAGGUGACCGGAGUAAUCGAUGCUACCAAACAUGGCGCCACUUGCCCCCCUCGAUCACCUGACGAUUUCACCGCGAAGCCAAACAAGAGAUUUCAUAUUGCGGAGGAUUGUCUGUACCUGAGCGUAUACGCACCUACCAAGGCAACCGUCGACUCAAAAUUGCCAGUGGUUGUCUUUUUUCAGGGGGGAGGGUUCUCGUCCCAAUCAAGUGCUAAUUGGGAUCCUACCGAGAUCGUAGCCGAUGGCCAGGUCGUAUUCGUUCAAUUCAGCCAUCGUGUUGGCAUGUACGGCUUCUUGAGCAGUGCCGAAGUCAAAAAGGGAGGCGGAGAUGUCAACGCUGGGCUCCGAGACCAGAUCAAGGUCCUCGAGUGGGUGCAAGAGCACAUCAUUCAAUUCGGCGGCGAUCCAAACCGGGUUGUUCUUGAUGGAGUCAGUGCUGGUGGUACUUCUGUAUCCCUCAUGCUGGCUGCCAAUACAGGCAAGAAGCUGUUCGCGGGCGGAAUCAUGGAAUCUGGAGGGUGGGUUACUAUGCGCACUCCGGAGCAAGGUGAAGAACAGUACAAGUGUCUGGUCGAAGAGAAGGGAUGCGGCGGCGCUCCAGAUAGCCUCGCCUGUCUGCGCGCGUUGAAUGAGUCGGCCAUUCGCUCUGCAAAUUGCUGGUUCAGUCCCAAUAUUGAAGGGGAUUUGUACACAGACUCUCUCGUCAACCUCUUCGAACAAGGCAAAUACACGAAAGUACCGACCAUAAUGGGAUCAUGCGCCGAGGAAGGGACAAAAUUCAAUGCUCCAGAGACGUUGGCUACCGCGGAAGAGGCACUCAAGUGGGUUGCCGACAAGGACCCAAGUCUCAGUAACGCUUCGAUUGCCACUCUCAAUGAUCUGUUCAUCAAGCCACCACAGCCUUCUUUUCCAGGCAAGGGUCGCUUUUGGCGCCAUGGGGCCAAUGCGAUUGGCAACAUCGCUACGCAUUGCAUCACCCGUAAUCUCCAGACCUACCUUGCCCGCGACGGAGUACCUACCUACAAUUACAAGUACACCGUGCUGGAUCCUGAGGACGAGGCCGAAGGCUAUGGUGCCUGGCACACGGUGAAUGUAUACGCUUUCUGGGGUACCAACCGCACCGACGGCAGCGAGCCUCCAAGCUACUUCACUACCAACAGACCCAUCAUCUCGAUGGUUCGAUCCUACUGGACAAGCUUCAUUCGAAAUUUGGAUCCCAAUGUCGAUCGCCUGAGUGGCGCAGUGGAAUGGUCGCCUUUCCGCGGGAUUGAUUCACGCGAGCGUUUGUUCAUCCAGACCAACAACACCAGGAUGGAAAGCAUGUCGCCUGAACAGUCGCUUCGUUGCGAUGUUGUCCGUCCCAUGAGUGAUAACUUGGGUAAGCCGCCGGCGACGGGUGUGACCACUGAGUUCAACGCGGAAGUGCUGCUGCGGUGA